CAUGAAGUGAGUCGUUUCAGGAUGACGAAACAAGCACAUGAUGAUACGGCACGCUUCAUAUACAUAUUAACGAAUGGCAAGCGAAGAUAUCUGGAAUUCGAAGACUUCGAAUCGAUGAUAUUGGAUCUAAUUAAUACACAUCCAUCACUGACUCAUCUGCUGUCAGCAGUACAGUUCCAUAUGAGUUACGUUGAAGUGGUGACAUGUCGCAUCUUUUGGAUUGUUAAUCGCUCGUGGUCUGGUCGAAUCACCGCACAAGAAUUACGUGGUUCGGAUUUUUUAGAGGUAAAUUAUGAUUGA
This is a messenger RNA of Anisakis simplex (herring worm), 300 nucleotides long. The record is from the annotation of a GenBank genome assembly. NCBI's taxonomy places the organism in Eukaryota, Metazoa, Nematoda, Chromadorea, Rhabditida, Anisakidae.